Molecule: messenger RNA, 825 nt
Organism: Gambusia affinis (western mosquitofish)
Lineage: Eukaryota; Metazoa; Chordata; Actinopteri; Cyprinodontiformes; Poeciliidae
Product: Golgi-associated plant pathogenesis-related protein 1-like
Exons: 7
Coding region: 143-592 (149 amino acids)
Cellular component (GO): extracellular region
Source: RefSeq, a predicted model, not a curated record
GAAGAGCGGUGUGCUGCUCUCCUCCCACUUGCAGCCUGUGUGCAUAAAUAGCAGUUUUGACACAAAGAGACGAGUAUCAUCCUCACUGGAUAACACCCCAGACGCCUGGCAUCCUGAAGCAGACUUUAUUGGCAGGCAAACAAUGGCAAAUGAAACCUUUAAGAAAGAGUUCCUGGAUGCACAUAAUAAUUACAGGGCUGCUCACGGUGCUCCAAAACUGACCUACAACAGCGAACUGAACUCUACAGCUCAGAAAUGGGCUGAGCAUCUUCUGGAAACUAAGACCCUGGAACACAGUGACAUUGAGGAUGGAGAAAACGUCUACUACUCAUUCAAUUCGCAGAAAGUGACACCACAAGGAAAGUCAGCUGUGGAUUCUUGGUACGGUGAAAUCAAGGAUUAUGACUUCAGCCGGCCUGGAUGCCAACCAAAAGCUGGACAUUUUACCCAGGUGGUGUGGAAAGACACCAAGGAGCUUGGUGUUGGCAUGGCCACUGAUGGUAACACUGUCUUUGUGGUUGGGCAAUACCGUCCAGCAGGGAACAUAACGAACAAAGGUUACUACGAACAAAACGUUCUGCCAAAAGCUUAAGUGGCACUCAAAAUGGUUAAAAGCUGUGCAUGUAGCUGCCAGCAGAGGGCAGACUGCUGCAGGUUACACCUCCAGUGAGAGGAAGUCAGCUCAGUGAAAAAGAAACUGCAUACUUCUGGUGAUGGGAAGGGGAGAGUCUUUUUUUUCUUUCUUUUUAAUUAUGACAUACAGAAUAGCCUAAUUAGUGAUCUGACCAAAAUGAACAAAGCUUCAAAUAAAUGUUUUCUUGGAAA